AUGGCGGAGCGAUUUUCGGUGACUGAAUCCAUCACGAAAAACAAGGAGAAAAACUUUCGUGGCACAGUGGUGUUAGGUCAGCAUUACAGCUCAGUAUCCCUAGCCAAUGAAAUGCUGCCAGUUGGGUGUUUUCGGUGCGGUAACCGCACCGAAACAGAGAAACCGCUGACCGGGCCGACUACCUGCGGUUUAGCCAAAAUCUAA
Molecule: messenger RNA, 204 nt
Organism: Prunus armeniaca (apricot)
Lineage: Eukaryota; Viridiplantae; Streptophyta; Magnoliopsida; Rosales; Rosaceae
Source: the annotation of a GenBank genome assembly